This is a messenger RNA of Tripterygium wilfordii, 4120 nucleotides long. RefSeq names its product phosphatidylinositol 4-kinase beta 1-like. Gene Ontology annotation, molecular function: 1-phosphatidylinositol 4-kinase activity. Gene Ontology annotation, biological process: phosphatidylinositol phosphate biosynthetic process; phosphatidylinositol-mediated signaling. The transcript is spliced from 16 exons. The record is from RefSeq and is a predicted model, not a curated record. The coding region runs from base 1 to 3258 and encodes 1085 amino acids. Gene Ontology annotation, cellular component: cytoplasm; membrane. NCBI's taxonomy places the organism in Eukaryota, Viridiplantae, Streptophyta, Magnoliopsida, Celastrales, Celastraceae.
AUGGUACGGAUUCUUGGACUGAGAGUCGGAGAAUCAGACGAGUCCCCUCGCGAGAUCACUGCUUCACGGACCAACCUCACCGGUCAGUCUAGUGAGAAUGGGUGGCUCAUCAGGUUUUUCGACUCUGCCUUUUUCUGUGAGUGGAUUGCUGUUAGCUACCUGUACAAGCAUGAGCAUGCUGGAGUACGUGACUAUCUAUGUAAUCGAAUGUAUACCCUGCCCCUGUCGGGCGUUGAGAGCUACCUCUUCCAGAUUUGUUACAUGAUGGUCCACAAGCCAAGCCCAUCUUUGGACAAGUUUGUGAUUGAUAUUUGCUCUAAGUCGCUUAAAAUAGCAUUGAAGGUGCAAUGGUUUUUGAUGGCAGAGCUUGAGGAUAAUGAUGACAAUGAGGGCAUUAGUAGGAUUCAAGAGAAGUGUCAGAUUGCCGCAACUUUGAUGGGUGAAUGGCCUCCCCUUAUUCGUUCCCCCAAUGAAUCUAUCAGUCCUGGAAGUAAGAGUCAGGUUUUGAAUAGAAUAUUGUCUUCCAAACAACGGCUGCUCUCAUUAGCAUCUUCACCGCCCACACAGAAAUCAUUGUCAUUCUCACCUUCAUCAGGGAACAAUUUGCAUGAAGAUGCUAGCCCGCUAUCGCCAGAAGAGAAUGGGAUCUUUAAGAAGUUGAUUCCUGGUCCAAAAGUGAGGGAUGCAUUGUUGUUUAGGAAGUCAGUUGAGAAAGAUGAGGAUGAGGUCGAGAAGGAUGGGUUUUUCAAGAGGCUAUUGAGGGACAGUAGAGGUGAGGAUGAGGAACCAAGCUCGAGCUCGGAGGGUUUUUUUAAGAGGCUUUUGAGGGAUAAAGAUAAUAGAGGUGAGGAUGAGGAGUUAACAUCAAGCUCAGAAGGGUUUUUUAAAAGGUUGUUUCGUGACAGCAAGAGUGAUUCUGAUGACAAAUCGGUCUCCAAAUCAGUGGAUGAUGAUGAGAAAGAUGGAUUUUUUAGGAAGUUUUUUAAGGAAAAAUUUGAGGAGAAGAAGGAUUGGAAUGGGAGGAAUGAGGAUGAUGAAGUGACCUUGGAAGAGAAAUUUUUGAAAUCUGCAGCGGAUGAUGAAAAGGAGGGUUUCUUUCGGAAAUUGUUCAAGGAUAAAUUUGAGGACAAGAAGGAUGGGACAGAUAGAAAUGAGUUGAAUGGAGAGGAAGAAGAACCUUCAGACUUUUCUUUGUUCCGGAGAUUGUUUCGUGUGCAUCCAGAAGAUGCAAAAACUCCCAAGGCAAAUGAAAACAGCAACAGUGGUGGCUUGUUUGAAAGCAGCCCUGGGACAGAGAAUUUUUUUCGCAAACUGUUUAGAGAUCGUGAUCGUUCAGUUGAGGACUCAGAGCUUUUCGGGUCAAAGAAGCAUAAAGAGAAGCGUCCUGGUUCUCCGAAGCAACAGAAUGAUAAGUCCAAUGCCAAACCCCCACUUCCUAAUUAUACCCCAUCACAGUUAAGAAAAGGGGCUUAUCACGAGUCCUUGGACUUUGUGCAAUCAUUAUGCGAGACAUCAUAUGGGUUGGUGGAUGUAUUUCCAGUUGAAGACCGUAAGAGUGCUCUUCGUGAGUCACUUGCAGAGAUCAAUUUGCAUCUAACUGAGGCUCAAACUAGUGGAGGAGUUUGCUUUCCUAUGGGAAAAGGCAUGUAUCGUGUUGUUCAUAUCCCUGAAGAUGAAGCUGUUCUUUUGAAUUCUAGGGAAAAGGCACCUUACCUGAUAUGCAUUGAGGUUUUGAAAAGUGAGAUGCCAAGCAAUACGAAGGAUGUGCUUGGUUCUCAAAAACUUUCCAGUGGAGGCAUUCCUCUUGCGAAUGGAGAUGCAUUAUUGCCUAAGCCACCUCCAUGGGCCUAUCCUCUGUGGACUGCGCAGGAGGUUUAUCGGAAUAGCAAUGACAGGAUGUCUAGAUCUACGGCCCAGGCAAUUGACCAGGCAAUGUCUCAUAAGGCAAAAGUAAAAUUUGUUAGAGUUAGUCUUUCUGUGGGCAUGCAGUCACCUACCCAGUCGAAGUGUAGUGACAUAACCAAGUCACACUUUGGCAUUAAUUGUGGAAGUCGGCAAUCUGCUUCAGUUCCUGCAGAUAUUGCAUCAAACAGCUGUAAAUGCCUCGAGAGUGGAAGCCCUGCAUCAGACACAGCAAGUGAUUUAGAAUGGGUAAGGGUGGUACUGGCGGCAGAUCCUGGAGUUAGGAUGGAUGAUGUUGAGGAUCAAGGGCCACCACGUCGGAAGGAACAUCGUCGCGUCCCCAGUACAAUUGCCAUAGAAGAAGUAAAGGCUGCUGCUGCCAAAGGCGAAGCACCUCUGGGACUCCCUCUUAAAGGAGCUGGUCAGGAUUCAUCAGAUGCUCAACCAAGGGGUAAUGGUGGUAUCCCCAAGCCCACUGAUGCUUUGUCUGGUGAGCUAUGGGAGGUUAAGAAAGAGAGGAUACGCCGAGCUUCAGUGCAUGGAAAGUUAUCUGGGUGGGACUUGCGCUCUGCUAUUGUGAAGAGUGGUGAUGAUUGUAGGCAGGAGCAUCUUGCUGUGCAACUUAUCUCACACUUCUACGAUAUAUUCCAAGAAGCUGGUCUGCCUCUCUGGUUACGCCCUUAUGAAGUUUUGUGCACUUCUUCUUACACAGCUCUCAUUGAAACAAUUCCAGACACGGCUUCUCUUCAUUCUAUCAAAAGUAGAUAUCCCAACAUCACCAGUUUACGUGACUUUUACAUUGCCAAAUAUGAAGAAAAUUCUCCAAGUUUUAAACUUGCACAGAGAAAUUUUGUUGAGAGUAUGGCUGGAUAUUCUAUAGUAUGCUAUUUUCUUCAGGUGAAGGAUCGGCAUAAUGGAAACCUUUUAAUGGAUGAAGAAGGGCAUAUUAUACAUAUUGAUUUUGGCUUCAUGCUCUCAAAUUCACCUGGUGGUGUAAAUUUUGAAAGUGCGCCCUUCAAAUUGACCCGGGAACUUCUCGAGGUCAUGGAUUCUGAUGCUGAGGGAGUUCCAAGCGAGUUCUUUGACUAUUUUAAAGUUCUCUGUAUUCAAGGGUUUCUAACAUGUCGCAAGCAUGCAGAGCGCAUUAUUCUUCUUGUUGAGAUGUUGCAGGAUUCUGGUUUCCCAUGCUUUAAAGGUGGCCCUCGGACAAUUCAGAAUCUGAGAAAAAGAUUUCAUUUAAGUUUGACUGAAGAGCAAUGUGUCUCCCUGGUACUUUCCCUGAUAAGCAGCAGCUUAGAUGCGUGGCGGACACGGCAGUAUGAUUAUUAUCAGAGGGUUUUGAAUGGAAUAUUAUGAUGUUGGGUUUUCUUGUCGAUGAUUUUUUUUUCCCUGAGAAAAUUGCCGUCUUGUAUAAAAAGGCCGGUGUGUUGCAUGGGAGCAUCAAAAGUAUUGUUGGCGUGGAAACAGAGCGGUGGUGCCAGUUUGUGGCUAGUUUUCCCUUCACCUUGAGGAAUUUGUAAUUGUAUCGGCACAAAUACUCGAAUUGGAAUUUAGCAUGCAAAAUUCAUUUUAGCUGGGGGUCCAUUUUUGCUGUUCCGCCUUAUGUCGUGUAUUAUAGGAGGACUCUGCGAACUGGCAGCAAGUUGGAGUUCACAAGGAGAAAGAAAACUUCAGCAGCCAAUGUACAGAUUGAUCCAUUUUGGACACGGACAAACUUGACGGGCUCUUUUUACUGGUACACUAUGAAUUAAUACUUUACACUGGUCGGAACAAUCUUCAUGGUUUUGUAUAUCUGCCCUCUCGCUACAUUCUUGUGAUAGAAACCUGGACAGGAUAGGACAGUUGGAUGGGUUACUCUCUUUUCAAUCCUGUUGCCUCGGCCAUUAGAUGGCACGUUUCCAUGAUUCCAUCAUUGGAAUAGUGUUGUAUGGUGUAUGUAAUGUUGAAAAUUGAUCCUAUUAGUGGAGAAUUUGUUCCUUUGAAACUCGUCUGCCUGUCCCAGAUUUAUGAUGGCAUUAGAUUUCAUUUUCUGGGUAAAUAGCUUAUGAGGCUGUUUUUGGUUAUGUGUUUUGUUUUAAGUUACAUCGUCUUUUAUUAUGGUCCUGGUUGUUGCUGUGAUUGUUUGAAAGUAGUCUCCAGCUUCGAAAAUAUUUGGCCUCCUAACUUUGAAUUUAAGUUUGACGAGGAGUUUGAUCAAAUGUAGAAGAUUCUUUUAAUG